CGAACUGGUAUAUUUUUAUCAGUGCGUUGCGAUUUUCUUCGAGGUGUUCAUAAACAUGUACACCGAGAUCACCAUGAGUGCAUUUUGCACGUUUGUCAGUAUACAAUGUGACUUUAUUUGUGAUGAUCUUAGAAGUAUUGACGCCGAAGAUACUAUAGUCAAGAUCAAGGAAUUUGUGCAGCAUCAUAUCGAAACUGUCAGGUUUUCUGGAAUCACAGAAGCUGUCUACGCAGAAGUAUAUCUCGCACAAUUUGCCUCCAUAACACUGGCUCUAUGUAUGAGUUUGCUACUGUUGAGCGAAGUGGACGCCAAAGAUUUCGAGUUUAUGUUCUUGCUGUCUUUUCAACUGUCGAUGUUCGUAUUAUUACUGCAGCCAUGUUGGUUUUCUUCAGAAACUCAGCGCAGGAGCGAACUGAUUCCUCAAGCUAUUUUCGACAGCCCGUGGGUCCAUCUCUCAAGCUCCUUCAGGAACGAUAUGAUUUUUUUCAUUGCGAGAACGCAGAAGCCAAUAAAAUUUUACGCAGUCAACUUCUUUCAUAUAUCACUGGAAAUUUUUGUACAGAUUCUCAAAACUUCAUUCUCAUAUUACACCUUCUUGUCUACGAUAGGUGAACAAAAAUGAAUACUAUCGAAGAACCUGUUGGCAUCGAAUGAAGAAAAUGAUUAUUAUCCUGGGGUUGACAAUACAAAAAAUCGUUAUUGUAGUUAGUUUGUUGAACUGUGUUAACAAUAAUAAUAAUAAAAUGUCUUUUUAUUUGGG
Molecule: messenger RNA, 760 nt
Organism: Acanthoscelides obtectus
Lineage: Eukaryota; Metazoa; Arthropoda; Insecta; Coleoptera; Chrysomelidae
Source: the annotation of a GenBank genome assembly